Ornithodoros turicata is the source of this 12760-nucleotide messenger RNA. Its product is annotated as poly(rC)-binding protein 3-like. NCBI's taxonomy places the organism in Eukaryota, Metazoa, Arthropoda, Arachnida, Ixodida, Argasidae. Gene Ontology annotation, cellular component: cytoplasm; nucleus. Gene Ontology annotation, biological process: regulation of RNA metabolic process; regulation of gene expression. Bases 155 to 1459 code for a protein of 434 amino acids. The record is from RefSeq and is a predicted model, not a curated record. The transcript has 14 exons. Gene Ontology annotation, molecular function: mRNA binding.
UUGCUCUCGACUCCGUGUGGCGGAGUGGAAAUUGGAUUAAAGCGCGCCGCUCCACGCACGCGCGCGCGCUGUUUCUCGGUGCUCUCCAGGUAGUGUGCCCGCGCUCUUCGCAGAGGAAUAAGCGUCUUCUCCCUCCGUCGCCUGUCACCGGUAUAUGGAAGUCAUACUCGUCCCACUACGGCCCUCCGUUCCGCAACCACUACCUGACACCACCACACUGCCCUGCCUGCUGGCUCCCCCUCUCACCACCUCCACCACCAUCAUGGCAGCCGUAGAUACCAAGUCCCUGGACGGCCCCUCUGUCACCCUUACUGUCAGGUUGAUUAUGCAGGGGAAGGAGGUUGGCAGCAUCAUUGGUAAGAAAGGUGAUAACAUCAAAAAGUUUAGAGAAGAGAGCGGUGCCAAAAUCAACAUCUCCGAUGGCUCCUGUCCUGAGCGGAUUGUCACAGUUACGGGCUCAACAGAAGCCAUCCUCAAGGCAUUUUCCCUCAUUGCAAGGAAAUUUGAGGAGGCGGCAACCCCAACACUUCAGGAGCUACAGAACAGCGGGACACAUCUCCCCAAGCCUCCUGUUACCCUACGGUUGAUUGUACCAGCCAGCCAGUGCGGAUCCCUCAUUGGCAAAGGAGGUUCCAAAAUAAAAGAAAUCAGGGAGGUCACAGGUGCAUCUAUUCAAGUUGCAAGUGAAAUGCUUCCAAACUCCACCGAACGGGCUGUGACAGUAUCUGGGACAGCCGAUGCGAUUACGAAGUGCAUCUACCAGAUUUGCUGUGUCAUGAUGGAGUCUCCCCCAAAAGGGGCAACAAUACCAUACCGUCCAAAGCCAGCCAUGCCACCGGUGAUAUUUGCAGGCGGUCAGGCUUACACUGUUCAGGGACAGUACGCAAUUCCGCACCCUGAUGUGAGUACUCCGGGUACAGUGCCCGCUCCCACCGCCACCAAUAUGGCGGGCGUGAAACAGCCGACCAACCUCUCGUGCCCCUCGUGUUUCUUUGUUCCCGCUCCGCAGCUGACCAAGCUCCACCAGUUGGCACUGCAGCACGCGCCUCUGCUCCCUGGGCACAGCGUGGGUGCCAUCAACCCACAAGCAAGUCUGACAAUGCGGUACACUAGUGACAUUCCAUCUCUAGCUGCGCUGGCAACAACAAACAACCUGCGGCCAAACACGGCAGCUGCUGCCAUAGCAACAGCAAGUACCACGACAACUGAAAUGACCAUACCCAACGACCUCAUAGGCUGCAUCAUUGGGAAAGGAGGAUCGAAGAUAAAUGAGAUACGACAACUCUCCGGAGCCACAAUAAAGAUCUCAAAUUCUGAGGAGGGAUCCAAGGACCGAUCUGUCACCAUCUCGGGGACGCCCGAAGCAAUCAACUUAGCUCAGUACCUCAUCAACACUAGCAUCCAGAAUGCUCAGUUGCCUUUGCUCUGGAAGAACAUGGCUGUUGCUCCUCUGAACUGAUGUUCUCCCGCUGUGACCCCUCGCAGCACCCCAUGCUGUCACUACUCAGCCACCGCUGCUGCUACUCUCCUAGCUAGUGCAGCUGGUGCACGACAUCUUAUUCUUCGUCUGUAUUAAUUUUUUUGCACACAGUUACGAGUCUCUGCACACAACACACACACUAGUGGUAUAGUGCUGUCUUCACCACUCUCUCUCUCUCUUUUACGAACCGCUUAUAACCUGUCACGUGACCCCCAUCAUAACAGGAAGACUGACAAUCAUCUCACUGGACGAGAUGACCUUAUUUAUUUAUUUUAUUUAUUGAGUCGAACCUACUUAUGACGGUGGCGGCUGGAAGUCGCCGGGUAAUAUAUAUGGGUGUGGAAGUGUCCUGGCACGUUCUUGGCCCUACCAUUCUAAAAGUUAGAGGCAAUAUUUUGUAACAAAUGCUGUCGUUGCAAGUGGUUUUUAAAAUGUGCUACCUCUUGUAUGCACAAGAACAGUCUUCUUCUUAUUAUUAUUAUUUUAUUUAUUUAUUUAUUUGUUUAUUUUUUUGUGUGCUGAGAGUUCCGAAUGGUAGUCGACAUGUAACCAGGCACAGGAACCAUUGGAGUUUUUUUUAAAUAUUCUAGUAUUCAGUUGUAUCUUCAGUUGCCCUUUAUUCAUUAUCUACGUACUAUUUACUAUAUUAUCGACAUAAGACAAGAAGUGCAGGUUUUUGUAUUUACUGCUCCAGGUCAGUUUUGGUUUGCUGUGCGACGCCUUCUUCGCAGUGAAGAAGGCUACCGAUAAUAAUUUUUACGACGUUAAGUUUAUGACUGCUUUUGACUGUCUCACACAGGGAUUAUGUUGAAGCACACUCUUUACUGACACCAGUGGUACCAACCGUUCCCCACGUAAAAGGAGUUCGCAACCGCUGGAUGUCAUACCAGUCAGACGCAUAUCAGUUGCCAAAUCAAUAGACGUGUUGAGCCAGUUUUGCUUCAUCUCCACUUGUACAAGAUUGGGUAUUGGAUUCUAACUAUAAUUUCAAAUGUAUUGCUGCAGUCUUCACCAAAGUUUUACGCUAAAUUCUCUCACAUAUCACGCCGUUGCGGACCAGGAGAUAUUUCCGCUGGAAAGCCACAUAGAUUGUAACACUUUUGAGAGCCCUGUCAUAUAGCAGCCACAUGCUGUGGUUUUUCCCCCCAAGAGCACUUCCGAGUCGACAGAGCAUGAUUGCUUCACCGAGAGAUCGGGCAGUGACAGCCUUGCCUCCCUUGCUACGAACGCCUUUCUUUUUCCGAGAAGCCUUUACAGCUCAGGCUGUUGGAAGGCCUGUGGGCAUGGCAUAUCAAAGCUGCUAUAAUUAACAUGAACUUGCAACGCACCUCCCCCCAAAAGAAAAAUAGCCCUAGUUCAAAGUGAGCGCUGACCAAUUAGAAGAAACUAUAGAGCCAGAGGGACAUAUCACUAUUAGAGUCAGUAGAGAAGCUCUGCUUCGGAGCAUGGUCAAGGAUCUGCAGGAGCUCCGACAUCUCAUAGCUGCGUCAGUACGUAGCAGCUACCCCGAAAAGGAGGACGUGACUAGAAACCAAUUCUUAUAAACACGUCUUACGCGGAUACUACUUCAAAAUAAUAUGUCGUUCUAGUCUUCGAUCUACGCCAGUACAGCAGGUGGCUUCAAACGUCCUGUCUGGUGCUGCUGUCUGCAGACAGUGCAGAUGCCAUGAUGUGCGGAGAGGCAGUGACCAACUUCAUGUCUUUGGGUCUCGUGGAUAUAGAGAAAGAUUUAAACGGGUGAAAUUGCGAGAAAGAGCAAAUAACGCGAGACAAGAUCGAAGCUCUCCGCUCACUGACAGUGCCCUGGUGCCGAGCUUGUCUAGUGGCUCUAAUCACCGUCACAUUAUUUUUCCACGAAGCAAAAUGACGUGCCAACGUUUUCAUGACAGCCAGCGAAGCUUCGAUGGAAGCGCAAAAGGCAUUUUUGUCGGAGAAUAUAUCCCCGUGUAUAAAGUCAUGAGUUCCCGUAGAAAUUCCUUCAUGAGCUGCAAAUUUCUUUGUUUCCAAACCCCGUAGUUUGAUAUGAGUGUUUUUGUCUUUUGCAAAAGCGUCACUACACUCAAGCUAUGCACUCUUCUCAAUGUACAAAGGACACCAAGAAAUGAAGAAAAAAAGCGUUACUGUAGAAAAAUACCGGAAACCACCAAGUGUAAGAUAGACGUGAGAUACAGGAUUGAUCGCAAAACCAAAUUUACGUGAAAAGAUCCCACCUUUCGUGCUGUAACGUCGUGUUAGUUGUUUUACAGUUUUUUGUUUACCUCGCAGUAACCCUGUCUUUCUGGGCUGUAAUUUUGAUGUAUAUCUAGCACCCAAUUAUUCAAAAUGCAGGCUUUAUCUGUUACUUGUCCGAAAAUAACAAAUUUCGGUACUGAUGAGAAAAAUUCAAAUGGGACUUCACAUAAAUAUUGACUAAACAUGGGAACAGCAGAUUAGCAUGAUUUUUUUUUUUUUUUCACGCUUUGCUAUAUUUUAUGCAUUGAAUAUAUCGACGUAAAAGUUGGCAACCUAUAUCAAGACAGAAGAAGAAACAUUUUAUUGCACAUUCAAGCAUUUUGCAGUAGGCUUACUAAAGCCUGUUAAUUCAACUAUACAAGCACCGCAUUUUUAGUUCUUAACACAGGAACUUCUGCAUUGUAUCCUGUAUUGUCCUCAGUGCUCUGGCAGUUAAGGACUUGCAUAUUUCAACAAAGAUGUGAUAUCUUCGCACAGUAAUUUAACGGUAACAAUAAGUACUGCAAGUACUGCAAUAUCAGUAUUUAUGUACAAUAACAGGUGCGAGUUAUACAUUGAAACAUACAGUUAACAUACACGUUAGUCUAGUCGUACGCUGGAAAUGGUCUUAUGAGGGCACGCCAUUCUUUCCUGUCUUCAUGCGUUGUCGUAAACGGUGCUAAACAAUGCUGUGGCAGAAUGCAUGACAUGUCAUCUUUUUUCAUUCAAGUAUGUAUUACGAGGACCUUUUGUACAUAUAAUGUCAAGUUGUUAUGCGUUGGGUGCCAUUUAUACAGUUCAUUCUGUGGGUAACUAAGCAAGUCUAUGCACACUGUUAGAUUGAGCAAAUGCAGCUAAAAAAUUUGUCUGCUUUAAAAAAAAAAAUGUCUUAGCCAUCCUAUGCUUCCUCGCGGACAACAGCAUGUUGUGAUGUCGGGUACUUAGUCCCAACAUUGCUCUGUCUUCUUCUUCUUUAUUAUUCUUACUAGUAUUUCCCCUGUCUCUCUUGUGGCCAUGGAGGUUUUAUGCUAAAACAAGACAAGAACAAGCCACAAUCGUUUCAGAUUCGUGUCUGCGGUCAACAGCUGGUCAUGACUGCGGCUACCAUGCCGAAAUCGGCUAACAUUACAAGGUAUAUAUUGUCGCACGGCAUAUAUGUCGACGGUCACAUGACUUGAUUUCAGUGUUGCAGGACAACAUUUACCAGAAAAUAUACAGUAAAACCCGUGGAUAGCGAUAUCGCGUAUAACGAUAUCCCUCGUAAAACGAUGGUUCAUGAUUUUACCGUCAAAAUAUGCAUUGUUUCUAUGGGAAAAUGACCCGCGUACAGCGAUGGAGGCCGCGGUUCUGAGUACUCGUAUGACGAUGUGGGACGCUGUCUCGUGCGCGUAACCUCGCGGCGAUUUUCACCGCGAUAAGAUACAGUACAAUCUCGAUUAAACAAAUCUCACGGGGUAGCGGAAAGAAUUCGUAUCAUCCGAAAUUCGCAUCAAAAGAAUUAAACCCACGAGUCGCGCGACAGUGUUCUAAAGCAAGCUUCUCCUAAAGCACGCAGGCGCUAGGUGAAGCCGACUUGCGGAAUGCUGACGUGUAGUGUUGCCAGAAGAUGUCCGAUACGUUCCGUGAUUCUCUCCACGAGUUCUGGUCGCUGUUUUCCCAAGCCAGUGCGAUGCCACACAGCUUCGCGUUUUUUCUUAGCAUCUGUUUCUUUCUGUUUUGCUACACGCGGGGUGGCGCACGACUUUUCGGGGAUGCGCUAUUUAGGUCAGCCCUCGUUUAACGAUAUACCCCGUAUAACGAUGGAAUUCGCGAUUUCCGUCAGUAUCGUUAUACGCGGGUUUCACUGUAUUAUGGACAUCACUAUACACUAAAAUUCAUGAUUUUGGAUUACGUAUCGCACAAAAGCAACAUACAGUAAGGACAGAUAACUAAGAACAAGAACUAAACUUGCAAUGUGAACAAGAACACUAUCGCCUGAGAAAUAAAGACAAUUCAUGUGACAAAUAAAACAAAGAACGGCUGUGAAACUCCUACCUCCACAACCUUCAAAACCAAAACGUUUUUCUCAUUAGUGACAUGACCUGAUUCUGUAACGUUCCAGUUUCUAAAUUUGCUAAAUGGCAAACCUGCAUAUUGAUAGACAGGCAACAGUGCUUAGCUUCACUAUGUUGCUCAACGUAACCAGUCCAUUAUUUAUUCUGUUGUUGAAUUCAAGGGGGCGCAGUAAAACACCUAGCAUUCCUCAUUUAAGUAUCCAAUCAGCAAUAACAGUAGUAAUCAGUAACAGCUAUCCUUGCAUGCAAACAAUUAAUGUCCCACGGAACAUAUAUCUCAAAAUUGUUUUAGUCAGCUGGCUGGUGAGCUGUGGUCUCCAUAAUGUCAACUGUUGUCUCAGACCACGAAAUUUGGAGUGGCUUGUUCUAGUUGCUUCAUGUUUGCCUCCACGCAAACGAUGAGCUGGAGUAUUGGUGUACACAAAAUUCCUCUACGUACUGACAUGGCCCAUGACAGAGACUUCCUUUCUCAUGACUGCAGAUUGAAAUUAGCAUUACAUACUCAUAAAGCGAUUUUUUUUUCUUUUUCUUUCAUAUUUGUCAGCGUCAUUCACGCACAUAUUUGAACGCAACACGGAUAACACGUUUUGUUGUGUAUUUUCUUUUUGUUGUAGCCCAUUAUAAUACUUCUAUGUAACUUUUAUAUGUCAGGAAUGAGUUUUUGUUUUAUGCUUUUUUUAUUAUUAACAUUACCUCAUUUACUUUCAUGUUUUACUUGCACGAAUCGCUAAUGUAUAAUCGGACUGUGCCAUAUACAGCCACAGUAUACAGGAGAAAGUAUAUAGUAUUACUUUUUAUUAGCUUACGUUGGAGCCAUUGUUUGGACAAGUAAUCCAUGAGACAUUGUGGCUGUAUCAUUAUCAGCUAGCACCUGACAACUCUUUUUGAUGUAUUUAUUUCCAGUUUUGUGUUCACAGCGCAUGCACGUGAAUUCUUGAAGGAAAGUAAUGCAUAUUUGUAUAUACAAAUAUAUUUUGUUACACCAUGUUUCAAAAACAAGUCCCAAUACCACAUACUGGUAUGUUUACAAAAAGAGAAUGUUUCUCCAUAGCAAUAUUCGUUUCCAAAGGAAUGAAAUACAAUGCAAAUGACAUGCACUCGAUAAUUCAGCAUAAGUGAUUCCAAAUGAAUACACGUUUUAAUGAAUACUCAUGUUUAGGAGAGUGAGGGUUUACACUGUCCGAAUUUUCAUGCACACAUAAUUUUGUAACACUAGCCACUGCUCCCUCAGAAACAGGGUGAGAUAGAAUCUAAAAAAAAAUUGCUGCCAAAAAAAAACAAAGGAUACUACAGUGGUAUUGAGCUUGCUGCGUGCAAAGCUUCGAUUAGCUGCUUAAAUUGCAAGAUAAGAACAUAUGCAGAUAUGUGCAGUUGAGUGACAUUGGGCCAAACCCACAUGGUUAUCAAAGUAUGCACUAUAUAGUGAUCUCUAGUCAUUCUGGCCGCAAUAGUGAAGUACCGCAAGGUCAUUACCUCCUAACUGUCGAUAAUGGGGCUAUCCUUAAGACUGUCCCACGUAACUUAAUGUAGAAAGCGAAGAUGCUUUGGCUGUAGUUUUCCCACUGUCUCCAACACUGAUAACUGGGAUAUACGGCCAGCAUGUACAUCAGCAGCAUAUAUGCUUGUCAUCCAUUUCACCACGGUGAACUGAAACUGUCAGAACGUACUUGUGCUGCAUCAAAGGCACGAGGAACCGGGAGAACGCCGAACCAACGUAAAUCAGUGUUUAUAUUUGUUCCGGUUUUCCUGGCCCCAGCGUUCUCAAAUACAAUCAUAAGCACCACUUACGAUGAUUCAAAACCAUGUGCUUUGUUUCAUAUGGGUCGACAUGCUGAAGAGCUAAUGCAAUAUCGCGAAAGUUCCGAAAGAAAUUAUGGCAUGGAUAUGGUUAGACAACAACCUCGCUCACAAAAAGGGUUUUCCCCCAUUGCUUAUUUCCCACAAAAUUCCUUUUAUAUGCAAAACUAGAAAGGUAUAACUGUAAACAAUGCAUAAGUAAUUUUUCUCUCUCUCUUUUUUUUUUUUUUUUUUUUGCAUAUUCUCAUUUUGUUAUGAAUGUGGAGUUUCAUUCUGUGAUAAAGUACGUAUGCACCUAUUUAUAAUGGUCGUUUCUUGUGUGUGUUACGACGGCAGUGAUAAUUUUCUUUGUGUUCAUGAGACGAACUGCCGUCGGCACAACAGUGCAUCGUACUAUGUUUUCGUGCAGAGUAAUGAGUCUAACUUGCACACGAUAAAGUUAGAACCAUUUUCCAACUCGCUCCAAUUGCAGGAGUCAAGGUGACGAACAAAUCUAGUCCGUAAUCGAAGAUGAGCCUUCUUUGAUGAACGUAUUGGAAAUAUACUAGGUGCAAAGUAUAGCGGGAAGCUAAUAUUCUGUCUUGCUGUUUUCAAAGCAGAUGAAAGUUAUGGUACAUGAUCUCCAGUGCAUUUCAAUAAGACCGAUGCAUUUAUGUGCAACAAAAGGCGUCAAGGACUCUCUAACGAGGUGGCGUUAAAACUGUGAAAUUACCUCUCCUCCCAGUACGGCAAGUCUAGUCGAAACAGUAACAGUUUUUGCUGGGGACUGGUUACCAGGGGGUAAUUGCCAGUUUCUGUGAGGGUUACCAGUAUUACAGCUGCUUUUAUUUGUACCCUGCACAAUAUUUCUCAAUGUAGCGAUACUUCUCAUUUUUGACAGUCGAUGCACUCUAUUAAAGCAUGUAUACAGUCGCCGACCGAUUUUUCGGACAUGCUUGAUUAUUCGGACUCGGUCGCGGGUCCCAUAGAGGUGAUGUAUAAGAACGUCCAAAAUUUCGGACGCCGUGCAGCUCCGUCGCUCGACAUUUCGGACUCUGUUUGCCCAACCCGCGAAUUUCUCUCAUGGGGUGACGGAAAACACUGGUAUCAUAUCUGAAAUUCGUAUCAAAAGAAAUCAACCAACUAAAAUAUUGAGGCAAAAAAAUAGGCAGUGAUGAUUGUUGAUUUCCCAUUCCUCUGAGUAGAAGAGGUCUGUCGUAGCGCUGUUGCGUCUUCGUUUUUGGCCAACGGCCCAGCACGUGCUGUCCGCCCGCGAGUCGCGCGACAGCGCUGUAAAGCGAGCUUCACCUAGAGCACGCAUGCGUUAGGUGAAGCCGACUUGCGGACUCGAUGACGGCGGUGCCUCUGUCAGUGUACUUACAGUGACGAAAUGUCGCUUCGGGAAAUAGAAGCUGAUGUUAUCAGGCAGAGCUGGAAGCGCGUUAGGAAAGCAUCGACAAAUUUUUCCAGCCUACUAGGGCUUAGUAAAGUUUAUUUUGAAGCGAAAUUCAUUUUUUUCGGACUGCUCGAUUAUUCGGACUCUUGCGCGAGCCCCGCCGAGUCCGCAACAUCGGACGGCGACUGUAUAUAUAUAUACAUAUUCUGCUUUUCAUUUUUCAAACGCCUGUAUGAAAAGGGGUGGUCUGUCAGAUAAUUUUAGAUAUGUUUGAUGCUUUGUGAGAGACUAACACUGUGUCCCCCAAAAGCACAUGUAAUCUUGCGUGGAACACAUAUCACUCAUAUGUGAAAGACACCUGAAUACUCAAGUAUGAUAAUGGCAUUGUAUGGAAAACCAAAGAACCAAAAAAGGGUAUUGAAUUUUUGAAGGGCCACUCUGUUUCAAAAAUGGUAACAAAAUGAUAUAUACGAGGACGGAUAAGCGAGUUACAAAAAAAAAAAAAAAUUAUGCACAAGACUAACUUUGCAGUCACGCAUUUACUGCCUAGAAAGGGUGAAAGCCAAAAACGAGAGUAUUUCAAAAUUUUGCACCAUGGCUGCAUAAGUUAUGACAUCAUUUAACCUUAUCACUUUCUCCAGCUUUGAGUUGAAGGACGUUUCAAAUCCAUACAAACUUAACACAUGCGUACAAGAUAGAGGUACAUAUUUGGGGCUACUAGUUGUUGCAAACACAUUGAAUGCCACCGUAUUACGUAUUCCACUGGUGACUAGCACACAACCUGAAUACUGCAUCGCCAGUUUGAACUUACUGUAAAUCAGAUUGUUCGUUAUAACCCGUGGAACAGCAGUAAAUUUUAGACCGAACAAGCUGAAUCAUGGAAAUUUUAACAGGUAAGCACUGAACACACAGAAAAGGAUAACACAGGCGACUCUGUCGUCUGCUCACCGUUUGUCUGAGCAUUUAUGUUUAUCGAAUAGAUCGAUGUACGCACACCUACCCAACAUAUUUUGUCCAGAGUGGUCCUUUCAAAACUAAACUUAAGAUAUCUUUCAUGCACCCCCUCCCUUAGAUGACAUGAUGAGAUGAAAUCCCACGAAAUUUGCGCACUUGGCUGUAAAGUAAAAAAAAAAAAAAACAGGGUUUUUGUACAUCAAAAGUUGUCUUCUUUCUACGAAGGCAUUUUUAUGGGAAAGGUGCCUGUAGGGAAAAACAGGGAGAAAAGUCUCAUCUGCAAAGCAAAAAAAAAAUGCUAUCGUUGCCAAAGAACUGUAAAGUACUUGUCCGUACUUUAUGUGCAAUGUGUAUACCGUUACUUAUUGUUAGAUUCUAAAGCAGCCCGCUUUUCGAUAAGGAGCUGUAUUAUGUUUUCUAGCGUGGCUCAGAUGCAUGUCUGUACAAAGCGGCCGUUUUUUGACAUGAAUUCGUUGUGUGGCCAGUUGGUUGUUGUAGAUCAUGUACGAGUCCAACUUGAGUUGCGCUGAGAAGCUCGAUGUAUCAAUCACUUUAUAUACACAUAUAAACUUCACGAGAGCUGUGCAAUAUCUAAAGGAAAACGGUCGUUGUGAUCAUUCUGCAUUUGUUUUGUGGGUGUCGCUCUUACAUGCAGAGAAAAUGAAUGUUUUUCUGUUUUGUACUUUUAUUUUUAUAAGAGACACACACACAAGAAGUGUAUGCUCAAAGGUGGCGUUGUCUAAAUGCAGUCUGUACGAUAAUAGAUUUCUUAGUGAGGGAGGGAGGGGGGGGUGGCAGGAAGGUGGACAACAUAUAUGUAAAGCUAUCUAUAUAUGUUUUUGGGGUGUUCCAAAUGUAUGGGUCCGUACGAGUUUUGGCCAUGCGGUGGACGACACCCUUCUCGCUAGCUUAUUAUCACGCGGUUGUGCAUAACAUUGAUGCUCCGAAGCAGACGCCGUCAAAACUCGUACGAUGUACAAUUUUCGGUACGCUUCGCGUAGAGUUGUGUGUAUAUUCUACACUACUACAACAUAUCAUGCACUUUUUCACAGUUUUGCUCACAUAUCUUGUCGAGUGUGUGCAUUUGAUAUAUAACUGCUGCCCCCUGGCGUUGGCUCGAUAGAGGAUGGCCAAAGCGCGCUCCUCCCCUGAGACAACCCGGUGGGUAGCGUGUCGGCACAACAGAGCCAAGGACUUUGAUUCUGAUCUGUACAUUUUCAGGUCUUAUUUAUGCAAAUGGAAAAAGGAAAUGAGCAAUGUUUCCAGUGUAUAGCAAGUAUAUGUGCGUGUGCCUCUGUGGAGAGUCGAGACAAAUAUGAUGAUUAUUUUUUGCUCGUCUAUGAUAUCUUGUACUACUCAGGAAACGGUAUAAUGCGGUGACCAGAGUCUCGCGCCGAUACCUUUUUCACACGCUCUCCGCCUUUAAAAAAAAGUGGAACGAUUAUGUGCUCGCUGCAAGAUCUAAUCUCUCGAGUUACGUUUCAGAGUGGCACACACCCAGGACAGUGUUGUUCACGGAUAGCCCCAUUGACAUUUAUAUGAGGCAGCAGUUUGCCAGAAGGGUUUACCAUUGUUUCCAAAUCAAACGCAAUACUUCAUUUUUUUUAAAAACAUAUCGUAAUCUCAAAAAUACUUCGCAGCUUUUCAAAUACUUACUUCGUAUGAAGCACAGUUUCAUCUUUACCAACAUUCUGCUUUUAUCUAUUUCAUACAACACAUUCAGGUCUUCUAACAUUUUCUGCUUGAGGCACAUACAGAAAGUAAAGGUACCGAAUUUACCCCACUUACCAAUGUUGCGUAUACUUUUUACUUUCAAGUUACAGUGUACACUUGGCACAAAAAAAGAGACUGAAAUCUCUGUAAUUACUCUUCACAGGAAACUUGAGCAAGCCCUCUCCAUUUGACAUUCACUUCAUGGCCACAGUUAGCACUUUUAAAAUUACUCAGUUUGCCAAUAUUUCGUUAGUUAGUAUUCGCUAGUAUUCUGUUACUUAGUAGUUAGUAUUCGCUUUCUACCUCACACCCUCCUAUGUGCUCCAAGAUUAUACCAUGCCCCUUUGAUACCUAAGACACACGGCCGCUCCAAAUGCCUUUGCACAAAAGGAGUGCCGAAAAUCGCUCGUUGCGCCCGUUAUCGUCUGGCAAGCGAACCUUCUGAUAACGGCAAAAUGGAAUGCUGUUUUCAUGGUUCGCUUAUCAAACGAUAACUGGAGCCACGUGCGAUUUUCAGCACCCCUUUUGCAGAAAGGCCCUUAGAGCGUGCCGUGUGUCUUAGGUAUGAGACUAUCUGUGCAGUGGUCCAACAGGGCUGUUCAAGUGUUGCAACAGCCAUUUUCUCUUCAGGGUGAUCGUACAUAAUGUUCUCUUUUCUUUCCUUUUUUUUCUUUCCUAAACAUGACGAAAACCCGAGACUGGGAAAAAAGACGAAAAACAGACGACACAACACGAAGUCUUUGUGUUGUGUAGUCUGUUUUUAGUCUUUUUUCCCAGUCUCGGGUUUUCGUCGUGGAUCUUAGCCACCAGCUCGCUUGCUUUUUAACCAUUUUAUCUGUUCUUUCCUAUCUUUCAGUAUGUCCUUAUUGCGGUCACUUAUGCUCAUAAUUGGAGCACACUUAGAAAGCAUACUGUCCUUACCAUUAUUUCUCGAAUGAAGUGUGGAAGGAUGGGGGAAAAAGGUAUCGGCGCACGUGUAUGAAAAGGUGGACCGCAAUGCUGUUGUUCUGCACUACUUCCGUCAUGACAGCACAUUCAAACUUUUGUUUCUUGUUGUUUGCUAUUGUGUGUUCAAGAGGAAAGAAUAUACUUAUUUCUCAUGUAAAAGAAAGCGCACCGCCAUCUGAUGCAAUAAUCUUUGGACAAAAAAUUGAGGAAAUAAAGGAAAUAUUUAUA